This is a messenger RNA of Saitoella complicata NRRL Y-17804, 1885 nucleotides long. RefSeq lists its product as uncharacterized. NCBI's taxonomy places the organism in Eukaryota, Fungi, Ascomycota, Saitoellomycetes, Saitoellales, Saitoellaceae. The transcript has a single exon. The record is from RefSeq and is a predicted model, not a curated record. Bases 341 to 1708 code for a protein of 455 amino acids.
GUUUCCAUAGCCUGCGAAUUUCUGAGCAUCGAGAUUCAGGACGCGAAGGCUUAGGAGGUACAGUAUGGUUCAUAUUCUGGGAAUAUGUAGCUCGAUACUAUACGAUGGACGAAAAACAACCCUAAGAAUUACCAGGGCUGACCUUGAACAUCCGCCUAGCCUUCUCGAGCUCGCUGCUGUCACCUGACGCAUGUCUAAGUCUGGCACGUUGAUAGGACGGAACCGGACCGUGGUAUAUUUGACAGCCACCUCGCCAUGCCCGCUAAUGGGCCCUAGACCAUCUGAAUAACGAAUCAGAGAGAAGCAUCUACACCCUAAGCAAGAGGUUUCGUGUAUUACCAUGUUCUUUCAUCUCACGUUUCAACCAUUCACCAAACUCCCCUACGCUGAGGAUGGCUCGCACCUCAAGAUCCUCCGCUCUCGUUGGACCUUUGGGCAUAAUCAACCAAAUAUAGGUCAACCUUUGGAAGAGUUUCGUCUCGAACCACUGAUUUACGAUGCCAUAACGCGACAGCUAUAUGACUAUAUAGGCAAACACGGUACGUAUACCAGUACCUCUGAAUCUUCCAGGUUUGACACCCCCUUCCCUGCAAACCUCGAUAGUCCACUUCAAGCUUCAAUUUGGCUCGAGCAUGCUAUCCUCAAAGAGGCGCGAAGCAUCGAAUACCAGGUAUAUUUGGCGUUCGAGAGCGAUGUGGCAUUUGGAAACGCGUGUGACUACUUCAAGGACACAUGGGUGCAACACAUUCGCGCGGAAGCCGAGCUGUUCCAUCAUGAUAUAUGGCUGGAUGUUUCGGUUCAGAAUUGCCCGGUGGGUUGGGAGACGAGCUUCCCACCUGGCGUCUUCAAGUUCUUGUGGGGGAGUUUGGAGAAGGCGGGAAUGACAGACCAGGUCAAAGAACCAGGGCAUGCCCAGGCAAGCCCGAGUGACGCAUCUCAAUUGCAUGAGGGCGAACUUCGGUUUGAUGAUUUUCAUCAGUCUACUCAAGAGAACCCGGUUUGCGAGCAAUUCGCGGAUGACGUUCACGAGUUGCCGCAGACCACCGCCGUCGUCGAUCUACCCAAUGAACCUCUCAUGCGCACGACGCCUGGGGAUGCAUACACAGAAGGUUACAUCGACGAGGAAGAAUACCAACCCAUGGAUCAACCCAUGGAGCAAUCCGCACUCAUCUCGAACGACACCGAACAUUCCAUCCUCGACAGCCCCAUCGAAUCCAGCGCCUUCACAUACUCCGAGGUCAGUGCAUCCUCAGAGAUCCCCCCUCAUUCAUCCGGCGUCAGCACUCCCAGAUCUCCUUUGGGCGUCUACAAAUUCCCCACGAACCUUGCACGCGAACGUCUCGACCGCGGCUUUCCCGAAACAGUCUGGCAUCUCUCCACCGUUGUCACCGCCCUAUCCGCCUCGAUCUGGGACCUCGGUGACGAACUUCAACUUCGAGUUGCACCACACCUCAAAGUUCUUCGCCAUAUUCGUCACGAGCUCGUUGACCAAUUGUCCAGAUUCGCGAAGCUCGAGGAGGAGAGUGGAGGGAUGACUGGAACAGAGAAAGCGUUUAUGGCGUUAGUCGCGGAAUUGAUGAAGGUGAUCGAUGAUAUGAGGCUGAAGAUUUGGGAUCUGGAUAUGACGUGUCAGCUUGGCGUGAAGCCGUUGGUGCAAGGUCUGAGGAUGGCCGCGACGGAGAUGUUUGAGGCGGUCAACAGUGACUGAUUGUCGUCUGACACUUUCCCCAAGACGAUGUCCGUAGCCUUUUGAUCAAUCCUAGCAAUCACGUAUCUGACGAGAAAAACAAGAAUAACGAAGGAGCACAUAGCCGAUGGUCCCACGGGUGGCCACGAUGCAGGCGCGUCUGGAGUGCACCGGCACCGCCGGACAAUGACAUAACCC